Molecule: messenger RNA, 1770 nt
Organism: Bacidia gigantensis
Lineage: Eukaryota; Fungi; Ascomycota; Lecanoromycetes; Lecanorales; Ramalinaceae
Exons: 5
Coding region: 1-1770 (589 amino acids)
Biological process (GO): tyrosyl-tRNA aminoacylation
Cellular component (GO): cytosol; mitochondrion
Molecular function (GO): ATP binding; tyrosine-tRNA ligase activity
Source: RefSeq, a predicted model, not a curated record
AUGCAGACAGGUGCUUUACGGCCAUCAGCCCGUUAUCUACCUUAUGUAUGCUCAACGUGUCGUCGGCGAGCCCAGCAGCGAACCAUAGCAGCCAAUGGACUCGGCAAAUACGCAAGAAACUUCCAACAAGCCUCCCCCGCUAUCCCGCCUGACUCUGAGGCGAGAGAGCAUGAGCUCUCAAACAAAGAUGUGGAAGCAUCGAAAGUGCCUUUGCUUCAGCUGCUCGAAGGUCGAGGCUUGCUGAACCAGGUGAUCGGCAAGAGAGACGAACUCGAUAGAAUAUUGAACAAGAAAGGAAAUGGAAUUUACUUGGGAAUAGAUCCUACCGCGUUAUCGUUGCACGUUGGUCAUCUGGUCCCUCUGAUGGCUUUGUGGUGGACUUACUGCUAUGGCAAUCGCGCAUUCGCUCUACUUGGAGAAGCCACUGCGAAUAUUGGGGAUCCAUCAGGGAGGACUUCUGCCCGGGGCAGACGUACUACAUCGCAGACCAGAGCCAAUCACGGUGUGAUGAAGGCCCAAUUAGCGCACCUUUGGGAGCACGCCGAUGCAGCUUUAAUGCAGCAUCAAAACGAUGCUUGGAGAGGCCAGAAGCUGACACAUCGCUUUCGGAAUAAUGCAGAUUGGUAUGAUAAGACGAGAUUCACGGAAGUACUGCAUCUCUUAGCACCUGGCAUGAGACUUGGUACCCAACUUGGGCGGGACUCGGUCAAGCUUCGCUUGGAAAAUGGAAACGGAAUGUCACUUGCCGAGUUUCUGUAUCCGAUGGUGCAAGCGUGGGACUGGUGGCAUCUGUUCCAAGCUGAAAAGGUCUCCAUACAAAUUGGCGGUUCCGAUCAGUUUGGAAAUAUUCAGGCAGGUGCGGAUGGAAUCAAUUAUAUCAUGUCUCUCCCAACGCCUUUACUUGGAGUCCUGCGACCCACGACCGAUGAUAGCCCAUGUGGCUUCACGACGCCGUUGCUCACUACAUCUUCAGGAGAGAAAUUUGGGAAGAGUGCAGGAAACGCCGUCUGGCUCGACAGAAACCUGACCAGUCCAUUUGCGUUCUAUCAAUACUUUGUGUCUAUAUCAGACGAUCAGGUUCACAAAUAUCUCAAGCUUCUGACUUUCAAAAGUCUAGAAUCUCUUGAUCUAUUGAUGCAAAAUCACAACGAAAAUCCUUCAAAACGCCUCGCUCAGCAUUGUUUAGCAAAGGAAGUCACCGCUUUAGCUCAUGGACAAGAGAUUGCUAAAGCAACAGAAGCGGAGCAUCAAGGGCUAUUCCAACCCAACACGACGUCAAAUAAAAGCGUUGUGAUUGACUACAACCCGAAAGGUUGGAAUGACGUUACCACCACAGUACCCUAUUCACUGCUAGACAUCGCAGCAAACUACAAGAUCUUGCAUUUUGCAGGCCUCACUUCAACCAAGGCGCAAAGCUACAGUGUUGGAAAAUCUGGCGGUACUCACUACGCAUCUUAUGAUGGUGUUGCCAAACUCACCUUCAGUAUAUUCGUCAUCGGCGGACAAAAUCAGCGACAGGAUAUUGAGGACAAGAUAAUGGAUCUUCCACACGUAGGCAGAUGCUUAAUCCUCCGCACUGGAAAACGAAACCCCCGCCUUUUGAAAUUUCUGCCGGAUCAAGAAUUCGCGAACUCAGAAUUUGACUUUCCCCAUUCCAAGUCAUGGUGGGAUCUGCCCAGCAACAAGAUCAUGUGGGGACAUCUCAGAGGAAAUAGGGGUGGAGAAGAAGCCGCCGAGACGGCACCGACGAAGGUAAACUUGGGAGAAUAA